Messenger RNA from Clunio marinus, 183 nucleotides. NCBI's taxonomy places the organism in Eukaryota, Metazoa, Arthropoda, Insecta, Diptera, Chironomidae. The record is from the annotation of a GenBank genome assembly.
AUGCCAACCAUGGGAAUUGAAAUCCCGUCCAGCUUUCCUGGCGAGUGUUCUCUUAAAAGACAUCAAAGAAUGUUUUCUUUUUAUCUCAUCCAUUAUCAGCAAUAUAUUAAACAACAUGAAACGAUGUCAGGUGUCAAGUGUCAAGUGUCUGAAAAUCUUGUCAAUGAAAAAUGCCAUUCAUAG